Messenger RNA from Plasmodium fragile, 822 nucleotides. RefSeq lists its product as uncharacterized. NCBI's taxonomy places the organism in Eukaryota, Apicomplexa, Aconoidasida, Haemosporida, Plasmodiidae. Bases 1 to 822 code for a protein of 273 amino acids. The record is from RefSeq and is a predicted model, not a curated record. The transcript has 2 exons.
AUGCUCCAGUUUAUUAAGUUUUGUAUGUAUACCCUUUCAGUAUGGACAUUACAAUAUGGAAAUAAGUUUCCUAUAGUUUGUAAAUCAUGGGAUAAAAAUGAGAGGCUUACUAGUGUGCCAUUCGAACUAAGAAAUAGAAGACUGCUGAAGGAUGACGCAGACAUGGGGAUUAUGCGACAUUAUGAUAUUCUAAAAAGAGCAUUUAUAAACACGGUAGAAUAUGACAGUAAUGAGAAUUUUCAAGAUGAAAGAAAUCCACGAAUAUAUCGUAAUAAAUAUAAAGAACGAGAUAACUGUUCCAUCCAUGACGACAGCGGUGAUGAAUCCUCUGAUUCUCUAAAAUACAAUAACCGUGAUCAUAAUCCAUAUGACAAAACAAAGUACUCUGAUCAGUACGUAACAGAGCCUAAUGAAUACGACCAAACAUACCCUGAAAUUGUGUCAUAUGUCAUUAAAACAAGCCAGAGUAGUGCCCUAUCUAAGCUGGUCAAUUUUUUGAAAAAAAUGGAUAAAAAUUUUGAGGUAGCAUUGUUACGUUCCAUAAAAUAUAAUGUCAUUAUGGAAGAUGCCUCAGUUAAACAUAAGAGCAAACUUGGCAAACUACUAUACUAUAUGAACGCACAUAAAAUACUAUUCCCACCGAUUGCAUUGCUCAUAAGCGCUUUUGUACUUUUAGCUUUAAAAGUGGGUAAUAUAUAUAUUUAUCCAGUAAUUGUCGUGGGCACUGUAGUGGCAGCUUACUAUUUGGUUAAAGUUAUAAAGUGCAACAAAAUCGGUAAACAGUAUAGAGAAUGUAAAUCUGGGGAUAGGAACGUAGGUUAA